Messenger RNA from Ornithodoros turicata, 444 nucleotides. RefSeq lists its product as uncharacterized. NCBI's taxonomy places the organism in Eukaryota, Metazoa, Arthropoda, Arachnida, Ixodida, Argasidae. Gene Ontology annotation, biological process: DNA integration. Gene Ontology annotation, molecular function: nucleic acid binding. The coding region runs from base 1 to 444 and encodes 147 amino acids. The transcript has a single exon. The record is from RefSeq and is a predicted model, not a curated record.
AUGAAAGCCCUUGCUCAGUCGUACGUAUGGUGGCCGAAGAUCGAUGAGGACAUCGAACAGUCUGUCAAGAGUUGCACCGAAUGCCAAUCCACGAGGCAUGCACCACCACGUGCGCCGAUACAUCCUUGGGAGGUUCCACACUCUCCAUGGUCUCGUCUUCACGUGGACUUUGCUGGUCCGUUCCAUGGACAAUCAUUCCUCCUAGUAGCUGACGCCUACUCAAAGUGGCUAGAGGUAAAGCUCAUGCCGUCUACAUCUGCCGAAGCUACUGUCAACGCACUACAGGAGAUCUUCGCUACGCACGGUAUUCCAGAUGUUGUGGUCAGCGACAACGGACCUCAGUUCACAUCUGCUCACUUCCAAACAUUCCUUCGGAGAAAUGCUAUAAGGCAAAUUCUCGUGGCUCCCUAUCACACUGCAAGCAACGAAUGGUUCAAACAAUGA